CCGACUCUGGGCGCUGCGCGCCGCAGCUGGUUUGCCUAAGUUCUGCGCUGCUGGUUUCGGUUGCUGUGGCUCGGGUGAGGGGCGUUUGAGGCGGGCUUCCGGGCUCCAGUCCCGCUGCCCUCAGCCGCGAGGAGCGCCCUUUCCGAAAAGUGAAGGGAGUGACCUGUGCGGAGGCUAACGGGUGGGUUCCUGCGGAGCCCCGCGUGGGUCGAUCAGCGCGCUCUCCCCCGUCUCUCUCCUGGGGUCCAGGGUUUUCCAGGAAGAGGAGGAGUAGGGCUGGCGAGGUUUGCCGACCCUGCAGCCGAGCCCUGCCGCCUGAGUGCAGCCUUCGGUCCCGAGGGGAAGGUCUGGCCAAGUUGAAGCUGCGGUUCCGGGAGCGGAGGGCGCCCCCUCUCACGCCCCACAGGCGACGCCCUGCGGAGCGGCCACCAAGCAGCGGGACUUCUGUGUCCUCGGAAGCUGCCCAUCUCGUUUUCACGCGAAAGCAGCGCGCCUGUCAACGCUGCGCACUCAAGUUUGCCCUGGCCGACGGAAGCGCGUGGCCUGGGUUGGGUUUGGCGGCCAGGCCUGCACGCUGCCGGCGGGACGUGGGAAUAAGGAGGUGAAACUGCUGCUGCUCUGGCCACCCCAGGCGCCUCGGGGAUCGCCGAGAGAUGAAGUGCGCGGCGCGGCGCUCGGUGCCUCCCGCUGUGCGGAGGAGGAAAUGCUCCCUGAAGGAUAUCGACCUGGCCUAGAAGACGCUUACACACGUGUCGCGAAAUGGGCAUUGUGUGCGCUCUCCUCGCAGUGAAAGAAACCGCUGUUUAGAGACGUUAUCGGAGAGAGCCCUCUUCUGCUCCCCUCCCCCCAGGUUCGUGAAUCGCAGUUACCCCGAGUGGGAGUUGAGAAAAGGCUGAAGUUCGAGGAACUGUCGGCUAGAGCAUCAGAGCUCCGUGAACAACGGGUUAAUUUGGCACUAUGGGGAUACAAGGACUACUACAGUUUAUCAAAGAAGCUUCUGAACCCAUCCAUGUGAGGAAAUAUAAAGGACAGACGGUAGCUGUGGAUACAUAUUGCUGGCUUCACAAAGGAGCCAUUGCUUGUGCUGAUAAACUAGCCAAAGGUGAACCUACUGAUCGGUAUGUGGGAUUUUGCAUGAAAUUUGUAAAUAUGUUAUUAUCUCAUGGAAUCAAACCUGUUCUUGUUUUUGAUGGAUGCACUUUACCUUCAAAAAAAGAAGUGGAAAGGUCUAGAAGAGAACGACGACAAGCCAAUCUCCUUAAGGGAAAACAGCUUCUUCGUGAGGGGAAAGUCUCGGAAGCUCGAGAAUGUUUUACCCGUUCUAUCAAUAUCACACAUGCUAUGGCUCACAAAGUGAUUAAAGCUGCUAGGUCUCAGGGAGUGGAUUGCCUUGUGGCUCCUUAUGAAGCUGAUGCACAAUUGGCCUAUCUUAACAAAGUUGGAAUUGUACAAGCAAUAAUCACAGAGGAUUCUGAUCUCCUAGCUUUUGGCUGUAAAAAGGUGAUUUUAAAAAUGGACCAAUAUGGAAAUGGACUAGAAAUUGAUCAAGCUCGGCUAGGAAUGUGUAGACAACUUGGGGAUGUAUUCACAGAAGAGAAAUUCCGUUACAUGUGUAUUCUUUCUGGCUGUGACUAUCUCUCAUCACUGCGUGGGAUUGGAUUAGCAAAGGCAUGCAAAGUGCUAAGACUGGCCAAUAAUCCUGACAUUGUAAAGGUUAUCAAGAAAAUUGGACAUUAUCUCAAGAUGAAUAUAACAGUACCUGAGGAUUACAUUGAAGGAUUUAUUCGAGCCAACAACACCUUCCUUUAUCAGCUAGUUUUUGAUCCCAUCAGAAGGAAACUCAUCCCUCUGAAUGCCUAUGAAGAUGACAUUGAUCCAGAAACACUAAGCUACGCUGGACAGUAUGUUGAUGAUGCCAUAGCUCUUCAGAUAGCACUUGGAAAUAAGGAUAUCAAUACUUUUGAGCAGAUUGAUGACUACAAUCCAGAUACCGCCAUGCCUGCCCAAACAAGAAGUCAUAGUUGGAACGACAAAGCCUGUCAAAAGACAUUUAAUGUUAAUAGCAUUUGGCAUAGGAAUUAUUGCCCUAGAAUUGAGUCGGAAAUUGUUUCAGAUGUUACACGAUUGAAGGAAAAUCCAAGCACUGUUGGCAUUGAACAAACUAUUAGUACCAAAGGAUUGAAUCUCCCAAGGAAGUUAUCCAUUUUGAAAAGACAAAGAAGUGAGCUGUCAGAAGAUGAUCUGUUGAGUCAGUAUUCUCUUUCAUUUACAAAGAAGACUAAGAAAAAUACCUGUGAAGAUAAUAAAUCAAUGAACUCUUCUGAAAUGUUUGUGCCUGACCUGGAAGAUGGAAGUACUAGUGAAAAAAGCUUGAAUACCCCACCAAAGACAAGAAAUAAGUUUGCAACAUUUUUGCAGAGAAAAAAUGCAGAAAGUAAUGGUGUUGUGGUUCCAGGAACCAGAAGCAGGUUUUUUUGUAGUUCUCUGGAUUCUGCUGAUUGCGUGUCAAAGAAAGAGAGCAACCAGGGUCUCAAUGAGACAGUUGUCACAGAAAAGGAGAGCACUCCAAGUCAAUCUGAAGACAAAAAACUGGAAACAUGUAAUUCAGAUGAUCAGAUUCCAGAAGAUGUUACUAUGUUUGUUGAUAAAGAGCCUCAGACUUUGAAGACCAGCAAAUUCACACGGACCAUUUCACCAUCCACUUUGGGGACGUUAAGAAGUUGUUUCAGUUGGUCUGGGAAUCUUAAAGAGUUUUCAAGAAGUCUGAGCCCCUCUACAAGCACAGCACUGCAGCAGUUCCAAAGAAGGAGCAGUUCCCCGACCUCUGUGCCUGAAAAUAGUAAGCUGUGUGAUGCAUCUCAGUUAAAGACUGAUGAGUCAGCUGAUGAAGUCCAUCCUUUCCAUGAAGAAGGUUGUUCUUCACAGUCUCAGGAAGGUGUGGAAUUAUCAUCACCACACAGUCUAAAUACAUCAAAACUGUCUCAGCCUUCCAGCAAAGAUUCCGAUUCAGAGGAAUCUGAUUGCAAUAUUAAAUCACUUGAUAAUCAAGAUAAUCAGAACUCUAAGCUGCAUUUAUCUCAUUUCUCGUCAAAAAGCACACUACUAAAGAAUAAGGUUCCUGGGCUACAUAAAUCUAGUUCUGCAGACUCCCUUUCUACCAAGAUCAAACCUCUGGUGCCUGCCAGAGCCAGUGGGCUGAGCAAGAAGUCCACCAGCAUCCAGAGGAGAAAUCACCAUAAUGCUGAGAACACGCCAGGAUUGCAGAUAAAAAUCAGUGAGCUGUGGAAAAAUUUUGGCUUUAAAAAAGAUUCCGAAAAGCUUCCUUCUUGUAAGAAGCCCCUGUCUCCAGUCAAAGAUAACAUCCAACUAACUCCAGAAAUGGAAGAGGAUAUAUUUAACAAGCCUGAAUGUGCUCAUGUUCAGAGAGCAAUAUUCUAACAAUUGCAAACUGCUAGGAGGCUGUUGCUUGCAAGAGAAUCUUAUCAAUUUGAAGUCCUUAUUUGAGAAUAAGGCAAUUACCAGCUUGAAAAAUUUGUUCUUAAAUCUAUGCCAUUUUAAGCAUAUAAUUUGUUUUGUAUAUUAACUAUGUAAGUCUUUUGCUCAGCUUUUUCAAUUUUCACAAGAAGCUAUAUUGAAGAACAAUUCUAUCUUUGACAGGUUUUGGAAGUUUUAAUUAAUUAGGAAAAUCCCCUGGAAUGUAUACAAUUCUGAAGAUUUCUGUUUGUCUAGUAAGAAGAUGUUAAAUAUAAAGCUACAAUUCUGUAUUUUUUUCUUAGAGGAAAUCUGUUUCUCCAGGGUUCCCUUUUUCCCACCUACUUUUCCUAUCAAUCCUCAGGUUGAAUUAAAAAUAAAGCUACUGGGAUGGCAGGUAUAGUUGAAAGGGUUAAAGAUCAGUAAACAAAUGGGACAAUACUCUGAUAUUCCUGAUGAGUUUGAUUGGAUUGCAGAUUGACAGUCCAGGACAACUAUUUUCAGCUGCAUGUGAGAGGAAUUACUUCUUUAUCAUUAAUAUUCUUUACUUAUUAUUUUUAUUUUAUUUGAAAGGCUGAGGGAGAGAGAGAGAUCUCUUCUGUCCACUGUUUUGCCCUCCAGAUUCCUGAAAUAGCCAAGGCUGGGAUAGGCCAAACCUGGGACCCUGGAACUCCAUCCAUCUGGUUGCCUAUGCAGGUGGCAGGGACUCAACUACUUGAGCCAUCAUCUGUUGCCUACCAGAAUACCCAUUAGCAGGAAGCUGUAUCAGAAUCAGAGUAACCAGGUCUUGAACUAUGCAUUCCAUGAUGAAGUAUGGCCAUCCCAAGCCACAGCUCAACCCAGUGCUCCACAGUGCCUGCCCUGAUCAUUAAUAUUCUUAGCUUAAAAUAACAUCACUUUUUCUUAAUAUAUACCUUUUUUAAAGUGUGGGCUUAAAGUUCCUUAACAUGUAUGAGUAUUUCAAAGUAGUGCACCAAAUACUGUGGGAUAUACUAAAGCUGCAAGGUCUGUUAAGUGUAUACACUACAGGGAAAUAGGCAGAUGCCUGGGAGGAACCAACAACCCAAGUGAAGAUCUGAAGGGAUAGGAAGUAGAGGGAUUAUAAGAGUGCAAAAGGAUACAGGGAAAAGGACCUAAAGUAUCCUCACUUUUAAAUAAAACUUAGUGGAGGGCUCUUGGGAAAAGAUAACAGAAUGAAACAAAAAAUAACCAAAAAUUCCUGCAUGAAAAUUUUAAAAGACCCAAUCAGGAAAGAUCUAAUCCAAAGAACAAAAGCAGAUUUGAAUUCCCUGUGAAUGUUUCCUAAUAUAAAACAAAUUAUGACUGUGAUUCAAACAUUGUCUAUAAAUAUUUAUUUCCUCAAUCACUUAAAAUGCCACUUGAACAACAAAAUGAAUAAAAAAUUCACAAGCAUUGGCAUAAUGGAAGAGGAGACAUCAGACAAGGAAACCAGUGGAUGGCUGAUAAGUGAUUUCACAUAAAAGGUAAUUGAAAUGAUGGUAUAAGCCAACAAGAGGUAAAAUUCUAGAUAGGCUUAGUAGUUGAAGAUACAGUUUCUUCUGAAGCCAACAGUGCAGGGUUAGGCUAAAAUUAGGAUUGGUUUUGAAAAUCUUUAAAACACAGGGCAAGGGGAAGAUGGCUGCAGUGCCAGUUUUCAGUUUCCCAAGUCCCCACAUAACAGCAAUUGGAUGGCAAAAUCAAAACCCCAUGAAUACCAUCUGUAACAUCCAAAUGAAGACAAGCUACCAACAGCUGGGACACCACAAGACACUGGCAUCUAUCCAGGUGAAGUAGACAGAUGAAGGGCCAUUUUUGGGCCUGAGGACAGAAUGUUAGAAUAACCCUUGAUAAUGCACAGCAGACAACACUAUAACAGCAUUUGAAUUUGGGAGAUGCAUUGCCCUUCCAGUGAUGAGUGAGUGCAAGACACUUUAAUAAGUAAAGGCUAAACUAGAAGGGACACAAGCACUACAGAUAAUUUCUUAAACUAGGUAAAACUCAGGAAUGGAAAAUAUUUUUUAAAACUAGAAAGUGACAUUGAAGAUAAGGGAAAGAGCAUAUGGAGUCGAAAAUUCCAGAAAACUUCACUAAUUAUUUAAGGGAAACCUUUUAAAGUAUAGUCUUGGGGAUGGGUAUUUGUGGUGUGAUGGAUUAAGUUGCACUAUUUAAAUGCCCACAUCCUAUAUCCAAGUGCCUGCGAUCAAGUCCCAUCUCUGCUUCCAAACCAGUUGUAGAUGGCAGCUGGGAGGCAGUAGAUGAUGAGCUAAGCACUUGACUCCCUGCUGCCUGUGCAGGAGACCUGAAGUUCCUGGUCUGGCCUUUCCCUAGUAGUUGUAAGCAUUUGGGGAGCAAAUAGAUCUCUCCCUCUAUUUGUCACUCUGCCUUUCAAAUAAAUAACCUUUAAAGAAUAAACUGCAUUCUUGUGGUUGAUGUAGUGGUUAAGAUACCACUUGGGAUGCUUGCAUACCAUGUUUGUGUGGGAUCAUGUUGGGCUCUGCUUCCAAUUCUAGCUUCUUACUAUGUACCCUGAGGCAGCAAGUAAUGGCUCCACUACUUGGGUCCCUGCUACCCAUGUAGGAGACCUGAAUUAAGUACUGGACUUCCUGCCCUAGCCUGACCCAGUUCCAGGUGUUAAUAGGCAUUUAGCAAAUGAAACAUCUCUGUCUCUGCCUUUCAAGUAAAAAUUUAAAUAAAACACACUUGUACCUAAUAUGAACCUAGAAUAGUUAGUCAAGGCAUAAAUGAUAAAAGGGAAAAAAAUCCUUGGACUAGGCAGAAACAGUGAUAAAGAAAAAUUACUUGGUGAUGAGACCUUUUCACCAUUUCAUGCCUGAAGAAAAUGGAGUAACAUCUUCAAACUACUUGGGGGAAAAUGAGACUUGAGAUUUAACUCCAACAAAAUUGACAUUCAAGUAUAAACGUAGCAAGACAAGCUUAUCUAACAUACAAAAAUUUGGAAAAGACUCUUUCCUUAAUCUCUUCCUCAGGAUUGUACCAGAAAAUGAGCUCCAGAUAGCCAGGAAUAACCAGAGAAAGAGUGACAUAGAGACUAAUGGUAAGCUUUAAGGAUGAUAACAUCUACAAUUAAAACUAAGUGACAGUAAAAAUGAAAGAGAAUAUCAUAUGCAGAAACAUUCCAUUUCGCUGAUGAUAGUUGUUACUUGAGGACCAUUGUGUCUAUAUAUGGGGGAUAGAAAGUAUGAGAUACAGGCGCACCUUAGAGAUAAUGGGGAUUCAUUUCUAGACUACUGCUAUAGUGUGAAUCACAGGAAAUUUUGGCUUCCUAAUUCAUAUAAAAGUUAUGUUUACACUAUUUUGUAGUCUAUUAAGUGGGCAAUAGCAUUAUAUCUUAAAUUACACAUACUUUAAUUAAAUAUUGGUAAAGAUGCUAAUGCUCAUCUGAGCCUUCAAUAAAUCAUCUUUGUUCUGAUGGAGAAUUUUUCUUCAGUGGUGAUGGAGUAAGCAUGGUAUUUGCUGAAGGUUGGGGUAGCUGUGGCAAUUACAUAAGACAGCAUUGAAAUUUGCAGCACCCAUUGACUCUUCCUUUUCUGAAAGAUUUCUCUGUGGCAUUCGAUGUUUGAUAGCUUGUUACCCACAAUAGAACUUUCAAAUUGGGAUCGAUUCUUUGAAAGUCUGCCACUGCAUUAGCAACAGUUUAGGUAAUAUUCUAAAUCCUUCAGUGUCAUUUCAGCCAUGUUCACAGCAUCUUCACCAGGAGUGGAUUCCAACUCAAAAGACAGUUUUCUAUGCUAAUCCAUAAAAAGCAGUUCCUUGUUCCUUAAAGUUUUACCCUGAGAUUGAAACAAGUCAGCCAAAUCUAAAGAAUCUACUUCUGAUUCUAGUUUCCUGGCUAUUUUCACUACUUGU
This is a messenger RNA of Lepus europaeus (European hare), 7338 nucleotides long. It is a transcript of the gene EXO1, whose product is annotated as exonuclease 1. Gene Ontology annotation, molecular function: 5'-3' DNA exonuclease activity; 5'-flap endonuclease activity; DNA binding. Gene Ontology annotation, cellular component: nucleus. The record is from RefSeq and is a predicted model, not a curated record. Gene Ontology annotation, biological process: DNA recombination; mismatch repair. Lineage: Eukaryota; Metazoa; Chordata; Mammalia; Lagomorpha; Leporidae. The transcript has 15 exons. Bases 958 to 3438 code for a protein of 826 amino acids.